Prorocentrum cordatum is the source of this 3163-nucleotide messenger RNA. Lineage: Eukaryota; Dinophyceae; Prorocentrales; Prorocentraceae. The record is from the annotation of a GenBank genome assembly.
GUGUUGUGUUGUGUUGUGUUGUGUGUGUGUGUCUGCGUGUGUGCGUGUGUGAAUGUGCAUGUGUGUCCGUAGCAUUUUGGCGCCAUCUGGCUCAAGCGAGAAACGCCAGCGUACGUGCCUCACCGUACCCUCCUUUCCAUCGAGUUCGCCUUUGUGACGUGCACGCCACGAUGACCCAGAAGGCGCCUGCCCGAGCGUGCUUGCUGAUCCCUCUCCUCGCCCACGGCGUCUUCGGUACGACCGCAGCGGCGGAGGUCGACCUUCAGGAGGACACCGUGCUCCUUCAGCUCGGCACGGACGCCGCGAGCUUCGACCUCGCCCGCGUCAGUUCGCUGAAGGGCGUGUCUACAGUGACCUCCACAGUGCUCCCCGUGAACACCAGCCAGCAGACAGGACGACGCCAAGUCGAGGCGGCUGACCACAUGGUGAAGGGAGCCUUUUGGAACCAGGUGGGGCAGGACAUCGAUGGCGAAGCCUCAGGCGAUCGGAGUGGCGAGGUGGUGUCGCUGAGCAGCGACGGCAGCCGCGUGGCCAUUGGAGCUCGCUACAACGACGGUGCUACUGAGCUUGAUUCUGGUCACGUUCGCGUCUUCGUGCUCUCGGGCAACACUUGGAGCCAGUUGGGGCAGGACAUCGAUGGCGAAGCCUCAGGCGAUUACAGUGGCGUGGUGUCGCUGAGCAGCGACGGCAGCCGCGUGGCCAUUGGAGCUGCCACCAACGACGGUGCUGGGUUGAAUUUUGGUCACGUUCGCGUCUUCGGGCUGUCGGGCAACACUUGGAGCCAGUUGGGGCAGGACAUCGAUGGCGAAGCCUUCGACGAUAACAGUGGCUUUUCGGUGUCGCUGAGCAGCGACGGCAGCCGCGUGGCCAUUGGAGCGAUAUUCAACGACGGUGCUGGGUCGAAUUCUGGUCACGUUCGCGUCUUCGGGCUCUCGGGCAACACUUGGAGCCAGUUGGGGCAGGACAUCGAUGGCGAAGCCUCAGGCGAUCGGAGUGGCCUGGCGGUGUCGCUGAGCAGCGACGGCAGCCGCGUGGCCAUUGCAGCGCAGCAAAAUGACGGUGCUACUGGGUCGAAUUCUGGUCACGUUCGCGUCUUCGGGCUCUCGGGCAACACUUGGAGCCAGUUGGGGCAGGACAUCGAUGGCGAAGCCUCAGGCGAUGUCAGUGGCCGUUCGGUGUCGCUGAGCAGCGACGGCAGCCGCGUGGCCAUUGCAGCGCAGCUAAAUGACGGUGCUACUGGGUCAAAUUCUGGUCACGUUCGCGUCUUCGGGCUCUCGGGCAACACUUGGAGCCAGUUGGGGCAGGACAUCGAUGGCGAAGCCUCAGGCGAUGUCAGUGGCGUUUCGGUGUCGCUGAGCAGCGAGGGCAGCCGCGUGGCCAUUGGAGCGACCAGAAACGACGGUGCUACUGGGUUUGAUUCUGGUCACGUUCGCGUCUUCGGGCUGUCGGGCAACACUUGGAGCCUGUUGGGGCAGGACAUCGAUGGCGAAGCCUCAGGCGAUCGGAGUGGCGUUUCGGUGUCGCUGAGCAGCGACGGCAGCCGCGUGGCCAUUGGAGCUUUCUUCAACGACGGUGCUGGGUUGGAUUCUGGUCACGUUCGCGUCUUCGCGUCUUCGCCAACGCCGGCACCUACGCCGGUGCCUUCGCCAGCGCCGACGGCCGCACCAUCGGCUUCGCCAACGCCAGCACCGACGCCCGCGCCGACGUCGGUGUAUGCCACGUUUGAAGGUGGUUGCCGCACACAGAGUGGGGGAUUGGGUACAUUCACAGUUGAAUCACUGGAGUAUGGCGACUGUCAGAGUGCAUGCACGUCUGACCCUACGUGCGUGGCAUACGAACACAACGGGGUCGGGACAACUUGCGAGUUGCACACAGAGGCCAUCACUCACGGAAAAGGACCGAACGCUAACGGUGUGGUGUGCUACGUGAAGCAGGCCCCAGCGGCAUCGGCGACGGGCGACCCGCAUCUCCAGAACAUCCACGGCGAGCGGUUCGACCUGAUGAGGCCCGGCAACGCCGUGCUGAUCCAGAUUCCGCGUGGACAGCCCUUCGAGAAGUCAUGGCUCACCGUGGAGGCGGACGCGCGUCGUCUGGGUUCGCAAUGCGCGGACAUGUACUUCCAAUCUCUGAACAUCACGGGUAAGGGCAGCCCAAACCGCAGCGACAGCGAGAUUCGGCCCCCUCCCCUCCCCCUGCUGCUGUGCCCACACUAGUGGAACGCUGUCGUGGCCACAGCGCCGUCGCCCAGCGCACGCCGACUGCGAUGGGUCGAGAAGGCAGUGCCCCCCCGCCUUUCCGCCCCAUCAUCUCUCCCAUCGUCCCGUCUUCCGCCCACCUGAGCAGCGAGGAGGUGGCCGGCCCGAGGGCCGAGCUGCCCUUCUGUUGCAGCACCUUGUCCCACUGCUCUUCUUGACCCCUCGACCCCCUUCCCCCUUCACUCCAAAAUGGGGGGUACAGUCAGCACCAGCGUGGUUCGGGCUGCCCCUGACAGGGGCUUGGGCGGACAAGGUGCGGGCCGGCGGCCUCACCUUCACUGCUGGGGGGUCGCGCGACGAGACGCUCCAGGCCGCCCAGGGCUGGACGAGGUUCGGCCCGCUGAAGCUGAAGGUCGUGCACGGCAGUACGAGCCAGGGCAUCGCGUACUUGAACUUCUACGUCAAGCACAUGAGAGAGGCGGGUGCUGCUGUCGGAGGUCUGCUCGGUGAAGACGACUACACGGAGGCGGCGACGCCCGAAGAGGGGUGCCUGAAGUCGAUGUCACUGGAGAAGAAGGCGAUUUCGAACAGUGACGUCGGGCGUACCGAGGCGAUCGCUAGCCUAGCGUAGGAUCAGCUGACGCGUCUCUUCUGCGGACACCGUCGGUAGCGCACGACCAUGGUCCGUGGGUGUAUUCCGUCGACGACUAUGAGUUUACUUCUUGGGGCCGUGCGGACGGGCAGCACGAGCUGCCCACGUCAUGCACAAAUCUGCCUAGCAGGUGCAAGCCCGUUCUUCUUCACCUUACAGUUUGACUUUGCGCGAUAUCGCGCGUCCUGCGUUUGCCAACAAGUCAUCACCCUCAUCGAGAUCACCUUCGGCACACGUCAUCUGAAUUGGGUCGUCCUCACCAUCCUUCUUUAUCAUUCGUUCCCUCCCGUCCCCCUCCCCCUCUCCCCUCGUUCCC